CGAGCCCCCAGCCCAAAAGAAACCCAGACACUUCUUAACGAACUCCAACUAAGAAUCUUGUAUCAAUCCGGUCAAACAAGAAACUUCAAGAUUUUCAGGCUUACUUCUCGUUACGCGCAAUCUCGUCUACCCCCGCCCCGGCCACAAUCCUUUGUUCUUGGUUUUUUCUUCAAUCAUAAGCCGUAUAUAAGCACCUUGCUGACCUGGUAUCUAAUACAUAGUAUCACUCGAGAUACAACAGCGAGUAUUCCAUCAUCAUGAGCCAACCCAACGUUACCUCCAGCGAUAUGUUUGAGAUGCUUGCAUCGACUUAUGAGGCUGCAACUGGGGGCUGCACCCGCGAAGUCGCCAUGCACCUCAUCGACAUGUUGCCCGCGGUAGAUUCCAACUCCGAUGUGCUGGACAACGCAUGCGGAAAUGGUAUCGCUGCGCAAGAGCUUUUGUAUAGAUACCCAGACACUCCACUCAAGGCAGCCUGUGUCGAUAAUGCGAAACCGAUGGUCGAUCUAGCACGCCGCGCCCUUCCAGCUACAAUCUCCGCGGCAACUUUGUCCUUCGAGGUGAUGGAUGGAGUCAAUCUGACAUUCCCUGAGGAGACAUUUACACACUCCAUCACCAACAUGGGCAUCAUGUUCUUCCCUGAUGGAGAAAAAGGGGCAGCUGAGAUCUAUCGCACUCUCAAGCCAGGAGGCACCGCCGUCGUCACUACCUGGAAGUCUACAGGUCAUAUGGCUGUUGUACACGAAGCGCAGAAAGCCGUCAAGCCAGACGACCCCCUAUUCCGCUGGCCUGUUGCGGAUGAGUGGUUCGAAGCUUCGCAUAUGAAAAAGAUCAUGGAAGGCGCAGGAUUCAAAGACGUUGAAGUGCACGAGAAGACAGUAUAUUAUGCAUCGAAGACUGUGGAGGAGACUUGCGGCUACAUGCUUGGUAUGUGGAAGAACAUGGGACCGAAGUGGACCGAUGACGAGAACGAGGAGUUCGCGAAGCAGUUGAAUGUUGCUGGGAAGAAGGCAGCGGUGAAGAUCCAGAGGCCGUUGAAUGGGCAGAAGGGUGCGGAUGUGGUCGAGGUAGAGGGUUUUCCUUGUGUCGCGCUUGUCGCUGUUGCGAAAAAGUGAGAUGCACCAACAUUUGAGUUGCGUUACGAUAGCAUGUUCAACUAUAUAAGCUAUGCUGCUUUCAACAAGCCUUCUAUACAACGAUUCGCGUGCUGAUUCGAGUUCUUCCUGACGUGAUAAGACCCGAAGUGACUGCGCAAGCUCUACAACAGCGCAAUAUAGACGUGCACUAUAUGUAAUUAUAAACGAGGUCUUAAUAGUAUCCUGGUUGAUAUCAGAGUAUAAAAAGCAAGGUGCCCCUCUAUCUAGGUGGGGAAAGAGUGGGCGGGGCGGUACUAAAAGCUUGAACUUGGUAACCAGCGCUCCUAGGCACCCAAAACACCAAAAAAAAAGAUCCUGGAGUAUCUGACAAUGCCAGACGAAUGCUGAACAGAGUGGGACUCGAACCCACGCCACUUUCG
Messenger RNA from Alternaria rosae, 1516 nucleotides. Its product is annotated as S-adenosyl-L-methionine-dependent methyltransferase. The record is from RefSeq and is a predicted model, not a curated record. The transcript has a single exon. NCBI's taxonomy places the organism in Eukaryota, Fungi, Ascomycota, Dothideomycetes, Pleosporales, Pleosporaceae. Gene Ontology annotation, molecular function: methyltransferase activity. The coding region runs from base 258 to 1115 and encodes 285 amino acids.